ACGAAAAGAAAAACAAUUUCGGCAGCUUUAUCGCUGUAUUGUUUCCCCCUUUUCUCGUAAUUUUAAUUUCUUUUAAAAAAGUGAGAGGGUUUCUGGAAAAUGAUAAAAAGGGGAAGAAAUUGGAAAUGUCGGAACGAUUCGCCCCAAUUUGCUCGCCUUCGCGACGCUUCCUAGGCGGUUCGACAACCGAUUUAGGCUUUUUUUUUUUUAUUUUUCUUUUGUGUUUUUUUCUCCUUGGUACUCUAGAGUGAACUCGUCUGUUUCUCCUUUUUCCCAUCCAUUUUAUCCUGUUUUUCCGAUUAAUCUGCGGAAUUUCCGGUGUAUCAUGAAAUUUUACAGCGGAAAUCUAGAAAAAGGUCGGAUUUUUCUGUGCGAUUAAGUCGAAAUUUCUGAUUUGUCAGCUUAAUAUCGUUGGCGUAAUCCUGUGAGGUUUACGUUGGUCCUGAAUUUUCUUCCAUUCUGUGCCCCGAGUCUGCGACUCGUCCUGUGGUCGUCGCUCUUCCUCGUCGCUUGUCUUCUUCGUCGUACGAAUGGAUUAGCGUUCUCGAGCUUGUUCGUGUAGGUUCCUGCAGUAAAAAUUCAAACUUUUGACUGAUUUAUCUCCUGAUCUGUUCGGCGCUUGUACUGCGGAGUGAGCCCUGCCAUUCUAGGUUGCAAUCGAGUUCAAGGUAAUGGUGUUUUAAGCUUCCUCACGGUUAGCAUGGAAGUGAGAUCAGAGCCAGGAAUUUUUCCUUCUGGUGCCGGCGUUCAGAAAAGCCAGGCGCAAGCCCCUCCGACCAUCCAAAGCAUGCGCUUGGCCUACACACAAGAUGGCACCGCAAUAUACAAGCCAAUAAGCAACACCUCUCCUUCCCCUACUCCCCUUGCUGCUGCUGCUGCUUCUGCUUCUGCUCCUGCGCCUCACCUAGGAGGAGGUGGAGGUAGCGCAGGCAGCGUCACGGAAGGUUCAUCUCCGGCGACGCUCCAUGGCCUCAGCAUCAACAUUGGGGAGCCACUUAAGAAGAAGCGAGGACGGCCGAGGAAGUACGGACCUGAUGGCACCAUGGCCCUUGCUCUGAACCCUACCUCUGCGGCUGGUUCCAUGCCACCAGGUGGAUUCUCCUCUUCCGUUAAUUCGGAUCCUACAAAGAAGGUGAAGGGCCGGCCUCCCGGUUCUGGAAAGAAGCAACAGAUUGCUGCUCUAGGAUCAGCAGGGAUUGGGUUUACUCCUCAUGUGAUUACUGUAAAUGCUGGAGAGGACGUCUGGUCAAAAAUCAUGUCAUUUUCUCAACAUGGUCCACGUUCUGUUUGUAUCCUUUCAGCAAAUGGUGCAAUAUCAAAUGUAACACUACGGCAAGCGGCAACUUCUGGUGGAACUGUAACUUAUGAGGGCCGAUUUGAGAUAUUGUCAUUGUCAGGCUCAUUUUUGCUCUCUGACAGAGGUGGCCACCGUAGUCGGACAGGCGGACUAAGUGUUUCUUUGGCUGGUCCUGAUGGCCGCGUGCUGGGCGGAGGAGUGGCAGGAAUACUUACUGCAGCAUCACCAGUUCAGGUGGUUGUUGGGAGCUUCAUCGCCAAUGAGAAAAAGGAACCAAAGCAAACUACCCCGUUUGAUUUACCCUCAUCUGCGCCGAUGAAGCUUACACCGAUACCCCCAAUCCGCACAUCCGGUGGAAGUAGUCCACCCUCCCAUGGCACCUUGAGCGAAUCCUCCAGAGACGGAUCAGGGAGCCCGCUCAACCAGAACAUCGGAUCUCUGAAUAACAACCAACAGGAGAUGCCUACUUUUGCAUGGAAAUGACUCUCACUGUGACCACCAUGUUCCAAGUUGUUCUUCGUUUUGUUUGUGUAGGAUGAUACUUUGUUGCCCUUUCUGAGGUUAUAUCGUUUGUUUUGUCAGCGUCGGAGUCAUCGUCAUCAGAGUAUUUUAACGAUGUACUAUUUAGUUAGUUAGAGAUGAACUAUUUAUGCUUGUUUCAUUGUGUUGUAAUUAAUCCUAUUUGCGAUCCAAAAUCUAUCAAUA
Molecule: messenger RNA, 2002 nt
Organism: Zingiber officinale
Lineage: Eukaryota; Viridiplantae; Streptophyta; Magnoliopsida; Zingiberales; Zingiberaceae
Product: AT-hook motif nuclear-localized protein 10-like
Exons: 6
Coding region: 701-1780 (359 amino acids)
Molecular function (GO): minor groove of adenine-thymine-rich DNA binding
Source: RefSeq, a predicted model, not a curated record